Solanum dulcamara is the source of this 885-nucleotide messenger RNA. RefSeq lists its product as uncharacterized. Gene Ontology annotation, molecular function: DNA-binding transcription factor activity; sequence-specific DNA binding. Gene Ontology annotation, cellular component: nucleus. The transcript is spliced from 2 exons. NCBI's taxonomy places the organism in Eukaryota, Viridiplantae, Streptophyta, Magnoliopsida, Solanales, Solanaceae. Gene Ontology annotation, biological process: regulation of DNA-templated transcription. Bases 1 to 885 code for a protein of 294 amino acids. The record is from RefSeq and is a predicted model, not a curated record.
AUGGCUGAUGUCUCAGAAUGUGAAAGGUUAACUGGAAGGAUGGCAGUGGCAGGUGAUACCAAAAGAGAUAAAGCAGAGAACUAUUCCAUUGAGCAUCUUAUGGACAAUAUGGCUGGAGCUGAACAAGAUAUCCAGAACUUCUGUACCAACUAUGGGUUCUAUCAAGAAUAUGCAGUCAAUCAACAAGUACAAGAAAUGAAUAAACAAGAAGAAGAGAUGAAUGUGCAUGCUGCCCAUUCUGCAGGUCAAUUAAGUCAAGGAAAAAUAAAGCUCAAUGAUCUAGAAACAGGAAACGAUGUGGACGGGGUACCUUUUUUAUCUCUAGCUCCUUCUGAAUUGCUGAGGAACAAUCCAAGCAGGCGCAAGAAUACUGAAGGAGAUAAGGCUAGAGAUAUGAACGGUGGAGCCAACGUGCACCAUAAGCUCUCAGCUAUGCAAAUCAUGAGGCUAGCUGGAGAAAGAUUCAUCCAGUUCUCUUCCAACAAGUUCAUUAACAUAAACAAUCUCUUGCAUCCCUAUGAUUCUGCUCUCUCAGACCUUUCUCCUGAAGAUAAUCAAGACGAAGAACUUGCUCAAAUCCUCCUAGCUGCAGCUGAGAAAAUUUCUGACCAGCAAUAUGACCGUGCGAGGAAAUUUCUGACUCAAUGCCAACUACUUGCAUCAAACACAGGUAAUCCUGUGCAAAGAGCAGUCUUUUAUUUUGCACAAGCACUUGGAGAGAGGAUCGAUAGAGAAAAAGGAAAAUUAAUGUCAAAAAUCUGUGCGGAAACAGAUGAACUUAACAGUAUCUGUAUUGAAUCAAGAUUCCACGCCUCAUAUGUAGCAUUGCAUCAAGAAGUUCCAUUCACCCAAGUGGUACAUUUCACAGGAAUUCAAGCCAACUAG